This is a messenger RNA of Bradysia coprophila, 1515 nucleotides long. RefSeq lists its product as uncharacterized. The record is from RefSeq and is a predicted model, not a curated record. Lineage: Eukaryota; Metazoa; Arthropoda; Insecta; Diptera; Sciaridae.
AUGAGCGAUUUGAAGAAAACUGUCAACAGUACGCCACCGGAGAGUGAUGAUAAAGGUCGACUUGUAAUUGACGAAAAUGUAGGCGAUCGGUUGUCAGAAGAAAGUCGCAAUGCAGACCAAAAUGUACGACUUGUUUCAGAAGUCAUUCAAAUGUUGGAAAUUGAAGAAGAGAUGACACGUCAAAUGAAUGUUGCUUCACCGAUACCAACACCUGUUAUUGCAUUGCCGGCGCCAGUUGGUCCUGAAGACGAAUCAUCAUCGACAGAUCCGAUCGGACAGCAGCAUCAAAGUACAGAAGAAUUGAUUCGAGUUCAUGAUUCCGAAGAUGUGUUUCACAAAAGUGAUGUCGGAUCAGUGAUUGAAGGAACUCCAUUUGUUCGACGUAUCAAAAAACCGAAUCGUGCGUCCAAACGAGGCUCCGUAGGCGACGUCGACGAAUUUACGAAGCGGACAAGCCAAAGAUUGACAGAUAAAAUUGAAAGCCAAUCACAGGACGCAUCUACUUCUUCAAAUGGACGACAGCCUAGAACAACAGAUGAGGCUGAUUCUACUGAGAAUUCGAUUGAUGCAUCGCAAUUGGAACUUUCGACACCAGCAGUUAAUCCAAGCUCAUCUUCAAAUGGACAACAGCCACUUCAUCAACCGAAAAUGUACACCAGAGCGAAAGGUUACGACCUCUAUGACGACAAUGACGAGAAACAAAACGAAUUGAUUGGAAAGGAAGCGGGAUACGCCAAUUCAACUAACAAACCAAAAGAAAGCGAAUUGAGCAGAUUCGAGUUAUUCCGAGUCCAAUGUCAAUUAUCCAAACUGCCUGCUCCACUGCCGUUUGAGGUGUUCGACAAAAAGGAUUGGAACUACGUCACCACAUUUGACAAGGAAUUGCUGGCUCCUGACGAAAGUUUCCCCUCCGUACAUGCACUAGCAGAGAUUCCUCGUUGUCACGGCAGAUUUCCGGUUUGUCAUCCUGGACCAGUGGUGGAUACAGUUUCUGGAACUGAAGACUGGUACUAUGCAGACUAUAUUGUGCAGGAAGUCAAACUAGUGGGACGAAUUCAACCGUAUUACAUAGUCCGUUGGAUCGGGUACGAAGAUAGUUACAAUACCGUCGAACCACAAUCGAACCUUGUUGUGACAGCCGUGUUGAUUUUGCAUCAAAAACGAGAUCAUUUCAUCGGAGCUGCUGGUGCAAGUGGACCAACUGUAUUACGUCGUUCAACGCGAAUAAUGGCUAAACGAUUCGAACAAGUUCUUCAUAAUGGCAACGAGCAAGUUUUACUGUGCCGAGAAUUGCAGCUACUUGAAUCACUGCUGGAACGGGAAGACAUUUCGAUCCAGCGCAUUACAUAUUCUUUACAUUUAAACUUUACUUUCAGAUUGACGUCGCUACCUUACACGCUACAAACGCAAUUCGACUUCAUCGAAAAAGUUUUUUUUUUCAAUCAUCGACGAGUCAAACACUCCUUGGAAAGAGUUAUUUCGGAUCACACGGAAGUAAUCGAUCCGUUGAUUUGA